Hypomesus transpacificus is the source of this 4575-nucleotide messenger RNA. RefSeq names its product dual specificity testis-specific protein kinase 2-like. Bases 577 to 2586 code for a protein of 669 amino acids. Gene Ontology annotation, molecular function: protein serine/threonine kinase activity; ATP binding. Lineage: Eukaryota; Metazoa; Chordata; Actinopteri; Osmeriformes; Osmeridae. The transcript is spliced from 11 exons. Gene Ontology annotation, cellular component: cytoplasm; nucleus. The record is from RefSeq and is a predicted model, not a curated record. Gene Ontology annotation, biological process: actin cytoskeleton organization; protein phosphorylation; positive regulation of stress fiber assembly.
UACUCCAGGCUAGAGAACCGGGGAUCCGACCGGUAGAGAUUUAAACGAACGAGAUCUCCACGGCGGAUUUACCUCAGUUCGACAAGAUUGUAACGGUUUAUAAUUCUGUUGUUGUUUUUGAAAGGAGGAGAAGGAUAUCGCUCAUGUCUAUGAAGGACAUUCACACUGCCUCUUAAAAAAAGUCUGACAGCUCUGCCUUGCCUUGCUCCAGUGCGGAGGCCUCAUAGGACUAACAGGCACCGGCUGGCUGCACGCCCCCCUCCGCCUCCCUAUUCCGUCACCGUAACGACGGCGGUACCGUUCGGCGCAGCAUCACUCGUUGAGCAGCGGGAUGACGGAGUGAACCAAGCCUCUUCACGUCCUAGACGCAGGAUUCCGCAUGACGGCAGAGACGGAGGAUUCUAUUUGAUUUGUGGAGGAACUGCGUCUUGACAUCCUACUCCGGGGGUACGCUAACCGAUUAAUAUCCUCGCGAAAGGGAGAGAAGGGCCUUAGUAAAACCUCGGCAAUGGGAGCCGUGCGCUCCCGGACUGCGAUCUAAACGUGCCCGUGUCACCGACCGAAAGUGUCGUAAUCAUGGAUCACGAAAACGGCGACCCAGAGGCGGCGGACAUCCCUCUGCAUGGCGUUCAUGCGCCGAACCGGAUCCGGCCAUCAUCAUACCGGGCCCUGCGGAGCGCUGUGUCCAGCCUCGCGCGCAUCGACGACUUCUUCUGCGAGAAAAUAGGCUCAGGCUUCUUCUCAGAGGUGUUCAAGGUGCAGCACAGGAUGACAGGGCAGGUGAUGGCCCUGAAGAUGAACACGCUGGCCAGCAAUAAGGCCAACAUGCUGAGGGAGGUGCAGCUCAUGAACCGACUCUGCCACCCCAACAUCCUCAGGUUUCUGGGAGUGUGUGUACAUGAAGGCCAGCUGCAUGCUCUAACAGAGUACAUUAACGGGGGUAACCUGGAGCAGCUCCUAGACAGUGACAUGUACCUGUCGUGGGGUGUAAGGAUGGCUCUGUCUCUGGACAUUGCCAGGGGCCUGCAGUACCUCCACAGCAAGGGCAUCUUCCACAGGGACCUCACCUCCAAGAACUGCUUGGUGCGCUGUGAGAGCGGGGUGUUCACGGCCGUGGUGGGGGACUUUGGUCUGGCAGAGAAGAUCCCAGACUACAGCGACGGCGUGGAGAAGCAGCCGCUGGCAGUGGUGGGCUCUCCGUACUGGAUGGCUCCCGAGGUGUUGAGAGGAGAGAUCUACAACCAGAAGGUGGACGUGUUUGCGUAUGGAAUCAUCCUGUGUGAGAUCAUCGCUCGGAUAGAAGCCGACCCGGACAUUCUGCCUCGCACAGAGGACUUCGGUCUGGACGUGGACGCCUUCGAGAACAUGAUCGGUGACUGUCCUUUGCCCUUCCUCAGCCUGGCCGUCACCUGCUGCAAUAUGAAUGCAGAGAGGCGUCCCUCGUUCUCCGACAUCGUUGUCACCCUGGAGGGGAUGGACCGAGGGGAGGAGGAGGAGAGGGAGAAACCCACGGCAUCGGAACCAGUCGCCGUCACCGUCAGCCCCUACCGCCGCCGGAGCUCCCCCUUUCGCACGGGGGACCAGCGGUUGUCGCGGAGCCAGUCGGACAUGUUGCCCCCAGCAACGCCUCCGCUGGGGACGCCGGCUCGCGUGAACCCCUUCUCCUUGCGGCAAGAUCUCAACGGGGGGCGCAUCAAGCUGUAUGACACCCCCAGCAAGUCCGUCAUCUCACUGACUUUCACCCUGCCCCCUCCCGCCCCGGACCCCUGCUCCUCCCCCACCCUCCGAGGCUCCCGGGGACUGAGGGGACCCCCCCGUAGGUGCCAGUCCCUGCCCUGCACCCCCGAGCUGGGCCGCACCCUCACCCUGCUGCGAGACCCCCAGCUGCAGAAGGACGUGGCAGUGGAGGAGGGAGGCAAGGAGGACGCGGAGGAGGAAAGGAAGGGAGGAACGAAUGUUGCAGACGAUUCUGGGCUGCCUCUGGAACUGGAGAUGGUGUCUCUGGAAUGCCUCGAAGAGGAGGAGGAGGAGGAGGAGGGCGUGUGUCUAGAAGAGCCUAUGGACUGUAGUAGGUCCCCUGACAUACUGGAGGGUGCUCUUCCUGGUCCAAGAGGGCCACUCCUUGCGCCAUCCUCCUCCCCUUUCUUACAACCCAAUGGCUGGGGCCGUGCCGUUUCCAACGGACCUACUUGCCUACCCCCUUUGCCACGGACAACAACAACUCUGUUGGACAACAACAACGGCUCGCCGGUGGUGAUUGGACGGCCGGGUGGUUGGGGGAGAGGGGCUAACGGCUACUGUUCCCCCCUAGCCGACCCCCCUGUUGGUCCCGCUCCCGAGCAGGAUGAGGUGAUUUCCUGCCCUGGAUGCUGUCUGAUUGGUAUGAGUUUCCCCUCCUUGUGCCCAGGAGGGGCGGGGCCUACCCCUCGUCGCGUUCCAUCCCGUAGAUUGUUCCGGAACCUUAACGGCAGUGAGGUCUCUGCUGCCUCGGCAACCAAGGGGCUGUUAUGUCGCGGGGUCAAGGGCCUGGCCCCUUCCACUGCGUCCUGCGAGCCCGGCCUGCCUCUGCCCGAGGCUCAGACAUAGAGAGGGCGCCCCCGGGAGGGCUGGCUGACCUAUGGCACCCAUGGACAACAGACACCGGGCUGAGGCUUCUGAUUGGCUGCAGGGAGAAGGGGAUGAAUACUACUACCUGAAGUCAGCGAUUAGCCGCGUGUGUGUGUGUGUGUCAAAGAGUGGUAUAACUCGCCACCAUCCUGUGUGCUGUGCUACAGGCUAUCGAGUGAGUGUGUGUGUGUGUGUCAGAGGUGUAUGAGACUGUAUAGACACUGGGUAAGUACUGGGAGUGCUGGGAGGGGCAGGAUGGGUAAUGAGAAGCAGCGUCUUGUCACGUUUCUACAAUCCAGAGGUCCUGCCUCUUCAUGUUUGCAGUGCUCAAGUAGGUAAGUCACUUUCUUUUACUUUGGUCACGUUUUUAGUUUUCUACAGUAUCUCGGGUGCUCUAACUUUGUACUGACAGUUAACAGGUGCUUCUCCUGUUCAUCUUGCCUCAGAUCCACCUCUCUCAGACACCUGCUAUAGGGUGUGUUUGAUUUAGUCUGUGACUUGCCAGCUUAUUUAUUUACUGUACAGAUCAUUCCACCCUGCGUGUGUGUGUGCGUUUAAUAAAGGACAUUUUGUCUCAUGGCCUGUUUUGAUAUGUUAAUAAUGGUUUGCUGGUCAUUUACCUGUACUUAUGUGUGACUGAAGACAGAUUGUGCAAUAAGUUGAUUAAGUUUAUUGUGAGGUGUACGGAAUCUAAUAUUUUUCCUCUGUAUUUUACACUGCUAAGAUCCGCUGCUCCUAUGGUUUUGAAAGGCUGCUUGUUGCUUGUAGACCCAAGGAUCAGAUGCAGCAACCAAGGACCUUUCAAGUUUUAAAAUGGAGCCUUUUGGGGGGUUUUGUAACUGCUUAUGAACAUUCUCUUUCUGAAAAGUUAAUCAUAUAAACACAAAGUCACGUUGCAUGAAAGAUGCGUUGUAAAACCUGUCUAUUUGUGGGCUGCUGCUACUGGUGCAGAAGAUCUGAUGUUCGCCCCAAAAGCUUGGUGUGUUUGUCUUCUCUAGAAGAUCAAAGUUACCAGGGCAGGCAGACCACCACACUGUGGCUUACAGGCUGUGUCUCAAUCCUAUUUUAUAACCUGGCUUGCCUCCUUUAACAUCCCAUGGUUUAGUAGUAUGCACAUACUGCAGGAUUGAGACUCAGCCAAACGCACACCGAUGUGCUGGCAAAGUCACUAUUUAUUAUUGAUAACGUUAGUGCGGCAUGUUCUAUAACGAUCCUUCCAUCAAAUGCAUCCAUCCAAAGAACUGUGAUGUACUGUCCUGUUUUGAUGAUGUCAUGAUGACAGUGAAGCGGCCAGGGUGUCCCACAAUGUAAUGUAUCUCAAAAGGGCAAUAUGUGGUUAAACAUAGAGAUCCAUGUUUAAAAGAAAUCUAUGGACUAGUUGUCCAUAAAACAUCCUAGUUUAGUUACCGGAGUUUAGGACUUUGCUCAUGUACUGUAUGUCAACAUUGCUUGUUGGGACACUGGUGCUUAUACUUAUUAUUUUGGACAAAUAGAUAUUAAAUUAAACAUGAAAGCAUUGUUCAUUCAUAUAAGGAAACUGUCGUAUUGGCAGUAAAUUGUACUUGCUCUCAACGAAAGCUGUAAAGGGAUGGUUGUUAUGUCAAUUAUUUUUUUAAACAUUGUGCAGUAAUACUGGUUUGAAUCAGACGGCAUUGGUACAUUUUUAAUUGAGAGCUGUCCUAUUGGCAAUAAACGAAUGAUACUUCAUACUUCACUUUGGCUUUUCAAUAGUAGUCUCCCCACAUUACUCCAACCGUCUCUCAACACUAGUUUGAAACCAUCUAAAUGAACGACUCUGUUUUUACUUCAACCCUGUCCUUACACGCAACUGCACUUAUGAUUUGCUGUAAUGUUUGUCUUCAUCGCGGGAGGAGACUACUAGCUUUAAUAAAACCCGUUGUACUGAUUUUGUGUUAAAUAUGAACUGAAAAUGUGCUCCUCAACACUGAAUAAAGAUAACUGAAUGUA